GGGACGGCACUGCAGAAGCAGGCGAGUUCGUGAAUGUAUCGAUUUUACGAUCGUGCCUCUCUCGCGGUGCUAGUGCGUCCGUCGUUUCCUUUAGGUUUUUAGUGGCCGUACGUGUUGUACAUGGAUAAAAUCGUGAAUGGGAUUACCCGCUAAACACAUUCCGUACACCGCCCGCUGACUCGCAACUCCUCGCAACACCCUUCACCAUGACCAAGGAUAGAUUAGCAGCCCUCGUCGCGGCCCAAUCGGACGAGGACGAUGUGGCGGACGACGUGUCUGUCAACGUCGGGGCGCAGGAUGAUUUCAUGACGGAGUUUUUCGCGGAGGUAGAAGAAAUCCGCGAAAUGAUAGAUAGGAUCCAGACAAAUGUAGAAGAUGUGAAGAAAAAACACAGCGCCAUUCUCUCCGCGCCGCAGACCGAUGAGAAGGUGAAACAAGAACUCGAAGACCUGAUGUCCGACAUCAAGAAAACUGCUAACAAAGUGAGGGCUAAAUUAAAGGUCAUAGAGCAGAACAUCGAACAAGAGGAACAUACGAAUAAAUCGUCCGCGGAUCUGAGGAUACGCAAGACUCAGCACUCGACGUUGUCUAGGAAGUUCGUCGAAGUGAUGACGGAGUACAAUCGGACACAGACCGAUUACAGGGAGCGGUGUAAGGGGAGAAUACAACGACAGCUCGAGAUUACGGGGAGAACGACCACUAACGAGGAACUCGAGGAGAUGCUGGAGCAAGGGAAUCCAGCCGUCUUCACACAAGGGAUCAUUAUGGAAACGCAACAAGCAAAACAGACUCUUGCGGACAUCGAGGCACGUCACGCUGAUAUCAUUAAACUUGAAAACUCCAUCAGGGAGCUACACGACAUGUUCAUGGACAUGGCUAUGUUGGUCGAGAGUCAGGGCGAGAUGAUAGAUCGCAUAGAGUACCAUGUGGAACACGCGGUGGACUACGUGCAGACGGCCACGCAGGACACCAAAAAAGCACUCAAGUAUCAAAGCAAAGCCCGACGGAAAAUGAUCUUCAUCAUAAUCUGCGUCCUAAUAUCGGCGGUUAUACUAGUCGCCAUAAUCGUAGGGUUCCUUCCGAAAGCCUAAAACGGGCCAAGGGGGGAUGUUAUUUCUGUCGGGAGAAGGAAGAGAAGCUUUGAAAUCUCACAAGAAAAAGGCAGAAAGAGAAAGGGGAAAAAUAACCGAGUGCAAUUGCGGCAGCAAUUUACGUCGCAAAUAAUAAUUAAAAAAAAAAUAAUAAUAUUAGUAACAUUAAAAAUAAUAUAAAUAAAUAGAUAAUAAUGUGCAGAAAAAAAACCUUAGUUGCGCGAUCAGCUCGGGAGAGAAACGCGUGAGAUCGAAUGUGCAGUGUAAUCGGAAAAGACAUGCGGAAUGCAAUCUGGUGGCGGUUCUUACAUCGAGAGCUGUAUCCCAAAAAUUGCACGUGCAUACUAAAAAAAAAAAAAACUAACAAACAAAAAGUCUAAGAAAGAGAGACAUAAUGCAAAUAUGUUAACGAAACGUGUAUCCCGCGUCGAUCCCACAAUAACACGUGUCUCUCCGCAGUCUCUCAAGUCAAUAAUCUUCCAACUAAUCUCUCUGUAACGAACGACUCGUUUCAUUAAAAUCAAGUGAACUUUAUCGCGCUACUCGACGUUUUUCCGGAUACAUGCAUAUAUAUAUAUAUAUAUUGAAGUAACGACAUAAGAUGUGAUUGCGAUUUUUUGCUGUGAUGCGAUAUAAUCUUGUGAUUUCCCGUUGUCUUGUCAGUUUGUUUU
Pseudomyrmex gracilis is the source of this 1762-nucleotide messenger RNA. RefSeq names its product syntaxin-1A. The transcript has 9 exons. NCBI's taxonomy places the organism in Eukaryota, Metazoa, Arthropoda, Insecta, Hymenoptera, Formicidae. The coding region runs from base 207 to 1091 and encodes 294 amino acids. Gene Ontology annotation, biological process: synaptic vesicle fusion to presynaptic active zone membrane; intracellular protein transport; exocytosis. Gene Ontology annotation, cellular component: plasma membrane; SNARE complex; endomembrane system. Gene Ontology annotation, molecular function: SNAP receptor activity; SNARE binding. The record is from RefSeq and is a predicted model, not a curated record.